AUGUUCCAUAAGCAAGCGGAUAUAUUCCGCAGCAGGACGGGAGAAGCACAAUUGGUGUCAGAGGAAAGCAGUCACGCGGAGGUCAUGAACGCCGCUUCGAUGACAAACGACUCCAUCAUUAUACCAGUGGGAUUUUACAUUGUCGGAUUUACAUCUUUAAAGUUGAUCGAUUUAUAUUUAAUUUUCCUUGCAGUCGUUUAUAUUGUAACGGUUCUGUCCAACUCCAUUAUCCUUUUCGUUAUAGUGACAGAUCAUCGCCUACACACUCCAAAGUACCUUGCUGUGGCUAAUCUGGCGAUCGUCGACUUGUUCUUCAGUACAGCCUUUGUUCCUGGAAUGAUCAAGGUGUUUCUCGUGAAAGAUAACUUUAUUUCCUACAACGCAUGCUUGGCACAGAUGUUUUUUUAUUUGUGCUUUCUAAUUUUAGAGCCGUUUUCACUCACUGUACUUGCCUAUGACAGGUUCAUUGCGAUAUGUUUCCCAUUGAGACAAAGCUCGAUCAACACAAUCACCGCCAUGAUCACGAUUUUCGUCACUGUUUGGUCAUUUUGUGUAGGUAUUGGUUUCUACAUAGUUUCAAUCGUGACCAAACUGUCUUUCUGCAAUUUGCUCUUUGUGCAGAGCUACUUUUGUGACUACGCCCACGUUUUCAACCUAGCUUGCAAUUCAGACAGUUUACAGUGGUCCACGAUCCCUACUCUGUUUCUAGUUGUCGUGUUUGGGAACUUUAGUUUAACCGGCAUCUCAUACGUCUGUAUUUUGACAGCCGUAUUUAGAAUGAAAAGUGUGGAGAGCAGGUACAAAGCCCUUUUAACUUGCACAGAACAUGUUGUUCUCGUGGCAGUAUUCUACGGGCCGUUUUUGACCGUGCUCCUCAUUGACAUUAUUGUAUUCAGCAAGGAAAGGGAUGUCAUUACAGUGACCUUGUCGUUAGCUUCAGCCAUACCACCCUGUGUGAACCCCAUUGUGUAUUCCCUGGCAACCAAAGAAAUCAGGAACAGAAUACUGUCUAUGUUCCAGAAAGUCAAGGUAGCAGCGUGGGCAGGGCAGAGGUAG
Molecule: messenger RNA, 1056 nt
Organism: Conger conger (European conger)
Lineage: Eukaryota; Metazoa; Chordata; Actinopteri; Anguilliformes; Congridae
Product: olfactory receptor 13G1-like
Exons: 2
Coding region: 1-1056 (351 amino acids)
Biological process (GO): G protein-coupled receptor signaling pathway
Cellular component (GO): membrane
Molecular function (GO): G protein-coupled receptor activity; olfactory receptor activity
Source: RefSeq, a predicted model, not a curated record